Messenger RNA from Coffea eugenioides, 3878 nucleotides. Its product is annotated as putative late blight resistance protein homolog R1A-3. Gene Ontology annotation, molecular function: ADP binding. Gene Ontology annotation, biological process: defense response to other organism. The coding region runs from base 1 to 3702 and encodes 1233 amino acids. The transcript has 2 exons. The record is from RefSeq and is a predicted model, not a curated record. Lineage: Eukaryota; Viridiplantae; Streptophyta; Magnoliopsida; Gentianales; Rubiaceae.
AUGGCAAAUACUCGUCUUGAUUCCACCAUGGAACAGUUAACACGCUUAGGAAAUGAACGAGGCUUGACUGAUCCAAUGAAGGAUCAAAUACAAAAGUUUCAAGUGGAGCUAAAUUUCCUGAAGAUGUUUCUCUGGUGCUUGCCCAAGUCCGAAGAAGCUGGUAAGAAUUGUCAGUUGCAGUUCGCUAUUAAUUCCAUUAGUUCUGCAGUAGAAGUAGCAAAUAAGGGCCUUUAUUCAGCUGGUCUCUGUGCAAUCCGGAAGAAAAAGGGUAGAAAUUGGCGUCUUCUGACUUCUAAUUUGCUAGAAAAUGUUGAGCAGUUUAAGUCUGAUAUUAGAAAGAAUUGCAAUUUUAUGCUUCAUUUCUCAGUAGAAUUCAUCAAGGCUUCUCAGACUGGAGAGGUCUUCAAUUUCAUGGACUGUAUCAUCACAAAUCUUAAGGAUCUUCGUCACUCGGAAGAUGAACAGAUUGCUCCACUGAGUAAGCAUAUUAGUGCCCUUGAAGAGAAACUAAGGUUCUUUAGAAAGUUUUUUGAUUUCACCGCACAACGUUGCUAUGAGCAUCAGAAAUUUGAAUAUUUGUUGGUUCAUAUCCGUUCUUGGGCUAACAAAGUAGCAUGUCUAUCAUUUUUGUGCUGGAUCAAUAAAAAUGAUGAAAACAUGCAGUGCAGAAUGAAUACCAUGAUUUCUGAUCUGCAUGAGGAGAGUUGGCCUUGUGCUUCAGGGGUUACAGGGAUGUGUCUUGGAGUCCUCAAAGCUUUAAAGUUGUCAGCGUAUGACACUUCUCUGAUGGGUGAAAUUGUUGCAGACUUUGUCAACAUUCUGCUGGAGAAUACUCCUGCUGUUUUCAGGGACCGCAUUGAGAUCAUUCGAGAAGGGCUUAUCAUCAUAAUAGCAUUUCUGAUGGAUUCACCAGAGGACUGUGAAGAUGAAAUCCUCACACAAGCUCAUGCCGUUGUCAUUGAGGCAGCAUCUCUCCUUUCCUCAGUCUGUUUGGAGGAAAUGAAUGACAAUGUCAUCAAAAAGAAGAAUUUUCUUUUGUCUGAAAUCCUAGGAAAGAUUAAGACACUCCGGGAAGUGGUCAGAAAGUUCUACAUCUACAUUCCAGAUGCAUCAGAAUUUUAUUCUCUCAGGACUCAUGGAACCGGAUAUAUUGCUUUCAUCUUGGAAAAUUUAGCGAAAAUGCAAAAAAAGAAUGCCAAUUUUAUCCCUUUUGUAAAGCAAAAGGUUGUGAUUGUUCAGAAGGAGCUGCAGUCACUGAGGACUUGCCUCACGGAUAAAAUGGAUGGACGAAAUGAGCAAGAGCAGCUGAAAGAUCUUUGGAGAAGAAUUAUCAAUGUGGCAUACCGCGCAGAGCAUGUCACUGACUUGUGUUCAAUCAGAAAUAGUCGUUUCUGGUAUACCGUAAUAUGUCUUUCUACAGUCAUUGAAGAAAUUAAGACCACCAGGAAUGAGGUUGAGAAUCUUGGAAGUAAGCAUAUGAAAAACCCUGGGAUCCUCUGCGCAAAUUUGAACUCCAUGCAUCUCUUCCCAGCACAAGCUAGUAACUCAAGAAUAGAUGAGCCUGUUGUAGGAUUUGACGAUGAGGCAGAAACCAUAAUCGAUCGACUUACAAGAGGAUCAGAACAACUUCAAAUUGUUUCGAUUAUUGGUAUGCCUGGCCAAGGUAAGACAACUUUAGCCAAGAAAGUCUACAACCAUCCAUCAAUCCGUUAUCACUUUAUUCAAUGUGUCUGGUGUUGUGUGUCUCAAGAAUAUAGGUAUAGAAGUGCAUUGCUUGAAAUGUUAAGUAAUGUCACUGAGCUUUCUAGUCAUGAUACUUUUGAAACGAGUGAUGAGGAACUUGCAAAUCGGCUUAGAAAAUGUUUGAUUGGACGAAGCUAUCUUAUAGUUAUGGAUGAUAUCUGGGAUAUUCGAGCUUGGAAUGAAUUAAAGGGAUCAUUUCCUGACAACAACAAUGGAAGCAGAAUUCUGUUCACGAGCCGAAUUCACAAGUUAUCUUGGCAAGAUGAAUGCAAGUGCUACUUACAUACUCUUCGGCCAUUUCAUGAGAAGGAAGGUUGGGAGUUAUUGAAACAGAAAACAUUCCAUAAAGAUGAAUGUCCACAAGAUUUAGUUGAAGUUGGCAUGGAAAUUGCAAGAAAGUGCAAGGGACUACCUUUGUCAAUUGUUUUGGUUGCUGGAAUCCUUGCUAAGUCAAAGAAUAGUCUAUAUUGGUGGAAAAAAAUUGCUCGAAGUCUGAGUUCGAGCCAUCCAAUUGAUGGGUCCAUGGACAUAUUGGAGUUAAGCUACAGACACAUACCAGAUCAUCUUAAACCAUGCUUUCUCUAUUUUGGAGCAUUUGCUGAGGGUCAAAAUAUCAGAGCCCGGAAGAUGACCCUAUUAUGGAUUUCAGAAGGAUUUAUAAGAACAACAGAUCAAAGGAGGUUGGAAGAUGUGGCAAUGGAGUACUUGAUGGAUCUUGUUAAUCAUAGCCUUGUAAUUGUCAGUGAAAGAAGUUCCGAUGGUGGGGUCAAUAGAUGUCAGGUUCAUAAUCUCUUGCGUGAAUUUUGCAUGACAAAAGCUAAAGAAGAGAACUUUUUACAGCUAAUUCAUCAUUAUGAUCUAGGUAAUUAUCCCUCCAAUGGGUGUGAUGUUGACAUGCAUCGGCUAUCAUUUCACAGUUCAUUGUUUCAUGUUACUGAUUCGCAUCCUGUUUGCUCGCCCGUCCAUUCUAUAGUGUUUGCUCAUGGUAUGCUGUUCAUUGGCACUAGCUUUUCCAGAACCUUCAGACUUCUCAAAGUAUUGGAUAUGGAGAAGUUACACUUGGAUGAUUCUGAUCUUGACGCCCUGAUGUCAAUAGUACAUUUACGGUACUUAGCGAUUUCAGGUCUAAUUACAAAGAUUCCAUCAUCCAUAGCCAACCUCUGGAACUUGGAAACUUUAAUCGUGAGAGCGCCACUUCUUGUUGUCAAGAUUGAUCUACCGGAUACCAUUUGGCAGAUGAAAAGUUUAAGGCAUGUAGAAAUCCGUCCUUGUGCUAAUAUCUCUUUGGGUGAUGACAAAUCUGAGGAGUUUUAUCAAUUAGACAAUGUGCAUACUUUUUCAUCGGUAGUUCUUUGUGAUGGAAGAGAUGCACAGAUCCUGCUAAGACGGUUACCAAGACUUCGCAAGCUGAUUUGUUCACUUCCAGAGUCAGGUAAGCAUCGCGGUGGAAGCUGCAAAGUUGUAGACUUGAGCAUCCGGAGUGAACUGGAGGCACUGACCAUGUGCUAUCAUUGGGUUUCUACUCCUAAACUACCAGCAAUUGAGUUUCCAAAAGCGCUUAAAAAGUUAACAUUGUUCAACUGUUUACUACCAAGGACUGGAAUAUCAGCAAUUGGCCAGCUACCUAAUCUUGUGGUUCUCAAAUUCCGACUUAUAGACUUUGCAAAGCACACAUUUUAUAUGAAAGAGGGGGAGUUCUCAAACCUCAAAUUCCUCAGAAUAUAUAAUUCAGAAUUUGAAAGAUGGGUUGUGCCCGCUGAGCCCUUCCCCAGCCUUGAGAACCUUGUCUUGAUAGAUUGUACCAAGCUUCAGGAGAUCCCCUCUUCUUUUGCUGAGAUCUCCACCCUGAGAAUGAUCAAGGUGCGAGGCUGCAGUCCCAAUGUCGAGAAGUCUGCCCAGACAAUUUUUGAAGAGCAAAAGGAUAUGGGAAAUGGCGAUCUGCAACUCAUCUGCUGGUAAAAGAAUUCCAAUGGAGAACUGGCUGCUGCUUUUGUUUAUCAGUUGGUAGUUAUGAAAUGCUCCUUUCUCAAUUUGGUUUGGCAUACCAUGACUUGCUGCAGAUUUGAGGAUAUUUGAAGAGGUAAAUAGAGUAUGAUGGGAUUUGAUCUGUACAUCUUUUGAAGUACUACUAUCUU